Molecule: messenger RNA, 1401 nt
Organism: Ramularia collo-cygni
Lineage: Eukaryota; Fungi; Ascomycota; Dothideomycetes; Mycosphaerellales; Mycosphaerellaceae
Product: related to TNA1-High affinity nicotinic acid plasma membrane permease
Exons: 9
Coding region: 1-1401 (466 amino acids)
Biological process (GO): transmembrane transport
Cellular component (GO): membrane
Molecular function (GO): transmembrane transporter activity
Source: RefSeq, a predicted model, not a curated record
AUGGCUCCAACUCAAGAAGUACAAACCGACACUCAGGCCGGACACGAUCAGAAGGAGAAGGAGGCGGAGGUGAUACACCAGGAGCUUUCUAUAGAACGAAACAAUAUGUGCCCGGCGGAAUGGCUAUCACGAUACCCUCUCAUUGCAGACAAAUCGGAGACGGAGCUGAAGAAGCUUCGGAAAGGACUAGUACGCAAAUUGGACUGGAUCUUCUUGCCUACUAUCACGGUUAUGCUGCUUCUAGGUUACCUGGACCGAAUCAACGUUGCAAACGCCCGACUCGCUGGGCUACAAGACGAUCUCGGAAUGGAUGAUAAGAUCUGGAGCUUGGGUAUCAGUGCCUUCUACAUUGGGUUCAUCAUCUCGCAACUGCCCGCAACCGUAUACCUCGCGCGUGGUAGACCACAAAUCCAGAUCCCGCUACACGUCAUUGCCUGCUGGUAUACGAAGGAAGAGGCGCCACUGAGGAUGGCUAUCUGGCACGCGGGAAACAUCAUUUCCAACGUCUUUUCUGGUUUGCUGGCUGCUGGAAUUCUCACAAACAUGGAAGGCGUGGCCAAUUUGAGAGCCUGGCAGUGGUUCUUCAUCAUUGAGGGUGUUGCCGGUGCAGCGCUUGGUAUUGGUGCAUUUUGGGGAAUACCGAAUUAUCCACACGACCACAACGUGCGAUGGAUCAGUCCCGAGCAGGCCGAGCUAGCUCAAUAUCGUAUGCUCUGCUCGAACGGCGGUGUUACGGAGAAUGAUGACGGAGGCAUGUGGGAGGGUGUCAAGCUCGCCAUCUUCGACCCCUUUACUUGGAUUUUUACCGUAUUGCACACGGGGCUGAUCCUGGCGCUCGCAUUCAAGGACUUCUUCCCUUCGAUCGUCGCAACGCUUGGAUAUUCUGAUUUGAUGACCUACCUGAUCCAGGCACCACCAUACGUCUUUGCGUAUAUUGCAUGUAUUGGAUUCUCAUGGUCCGCCGGAAAAUACAUGGAGCACUGCUGGCACAUCAUCGCAACCUCCAUGAUGAGCAUUAUCGGUACCGCCAUUGUUAUAUCUACGAUGAACGUUGGAGCGCGCUACUUUGGCAUGUUCUUCAUGUGCGCGGGUCCUUUCGUCGGUUUGAAUAUUCACAUUCCCUGGGAAACAACCAAUGUCUUCAGCCCUCGAACGAAACGUGGCGCGCUUCUGGCGAUUACCCAUUCCAUCGCUUCAGCGACGCACUGGUUCAGCCCGUACUUCUUCCUUCGAUCCCAAGAGCCAAUGUAUGAAAAUGGUGGCAUUCUGAUCAUUGUUGGAGCUGUUCUGGGCAUUGCUGGAUGUCUUGUCUGUAAGUGGUAUGUAAAGAAGCUCAACAAGAAACUCGACGAGCACGAGAGGGAGCACAGUCUACCCAAGGGCUGGCGCUAUGUUGAUUAG